AAGAAGAAAACACGUUAAACUUGACGUGGACUAAAGUAGCUGGUCCACUUCGAAGUAAAUGUACAAAAGAUUUUAGUUAUUAUAGAUUCUAAUAAGUGAAUUGCACGAUAAAUGAAAGGCUGCAUGUCGGUUUUUUGAAAAGACAUGGCUUUAUACCUGAAAAUGUAUGGAAUGUUGAGUGUGGUGCUGUUACCAUUACUAUUAAGUCAGUACACGGACGCGGCGGCGGUGAUUUCAAUCGAUUUCGGCUCGGAAUGGAUGAAAGUCGGUAUCGUGUCACCGGGAGUGCCGAUGGAGAUUGUGCUGAAUAAGGAGUCAAAGAGGAAGACACCGGCGGUGGUUGCGUUCCGGGACAACGUGCGGACAUUCGGCGAAGACGCCGUGACCGUUGGCGUGCGCUUCCCCAAGAAUUCCUACAAGUAUCUCCUGGACUUGCUAGGAAAGCCUAUUGAUCACCCUCUGGUGCAAGCCUUCAGGGAGCGCUACCCAUACUACGAGAUUGUGGAGUCAGCACGAGGUACUCCGGAGUUUGUUCACGAUGAGAACACCAGAUUUACCGUUGAGGAACUCAUUGCCCAGAUGCUGGCUAAGGCUAAAGAGUUUGCUGAAACCAACCAUGGCCAGCAAAUCAGCGAGUGUGUGAUCACGGUGCCGGGAUACUUCAACCAGGCGGAGCGACGGGCGAUGCGUGAAGCGGCCGCGUUAGCGGGCUUGAAUGUUCUGCAGCUGAUCAACGAUUAUACUGCUAUUGCUAUCAACUAUGGCAUAUUUAGGCGGAAGGAAAUCAAUGAGACAGCGUGGCACGCGCUGUUCUUCGACAUGGGCGCAGCGUCGACGAAGGCGGCGCUGGUCGAGUACAAGACCGUCAAGAUCAAGGACAAGGGUUACGUGGACACCGUGCCGCAGCUGCAGGUGCUCGGAGUAGGAUACGACAGAACUUUAGGCGGGCACGAGAUGACGUUGCGCCUUCGCGAACACCUCAUCAAAGCGUGGGAGGCUAAUGGCGGCGGCGACGUCCGCGCCUCGCCCAGAGCUAUGGAGAAACUGCUGCGAGAAGCCGAGAGGGUCAAGAUUGUUCUGUCCGCUAACACUGAACAUUACGCCCAGAUCGAGAGCCUGUUGGACGAUAAGGACUUCAAGUUGCAGGUGACGCGUGCGGACGUGGAGGAGCUGUGCGCUGACCUGUGGGCGCGCGUGGCGGGCGUGGUGCAGCGCGCCGUGGCGGCGGCGGGCGGCGCGGGCGGCGGCGCGCGCCUCGUGCUGGCGGGCGGCGCCGCGCGCGUGCCCGCCGUGGCCGCCGCGCUGCGGGCCGCCGCCCAACACGAGCCCGCGCGCUCCAUCAACGCCGACGAGGCCGCCACCAUGGGCGCCGUCUACAGGGCGGCGUCUCUGGCGACGGGAUACAAGGUGGCCGCGUUGAACGUACGCGACGCCGUGCUGCUGCCCAUACAAGUUGUAUUCACGAGGAACGUCGACGGAACCGACAAACUUAUAAAGCGCACUCUCUUCGGCCCGAUGAACCCCUACCCGCAGAAGAAGGUGAUCACAUUCAACAAACACACCGACGACUUCACUUUCAACGUCAACUACGCUGAGCUCGACCACAUACCAACCAAGGAACUGUUAAACAUCGGUACUUUGAACCUUACCCAAGUGGUCUUAUCUGGUGUUGGCGCAGCACUAGCCAAACAUACAGGUGAAAACGUCGAACACAAAGGAAUCAAGGCACAUUUCAACAUGGACGACUCUGGCAUCCUCAACCUAGUCAACGUUGAGUUCGUCGCCGAAAAGACAGUCACCGAAGACGAAUCCGACAGCACUUUGUCUAAAAUCGGAAGCACCAUCAGUAAGCUAUUCAGUUCCGACUCGGAAACUCCUGAAAAACCCGAGGAAGCUGAACAGAAACCAGAAGAGGCUCAACAUAACGAAACUAAAGCAAAUGAAACUACCACUGACAAGCAGAAUGCUACCGAAACAGACAGCAAAGAAAGCAAGCCCAAGCCAAAGAUUGUGGUACUGAAAGAACCAAUCAAGACAGAAGAACAGGUACUGAAUCUUCAACCGUUGACGCAAGACCAGUACAAGUCUUCCAAGGCGAAGAUCACAGAGCUGAACCAGAUUGACAGGAAACGCGUUGAAAGGGAAACUGCUUUGAAUAACUUGGAAGCGUUCGUUGUCGACGCUCAAAUGAAGAUGGGCAUGGAAGAGUACUCUGAAUGCGGCACUCCGGAGCAGAUCGAGGAAAUCAAGAAGAUUUGUACCGAAGUCUCCGAAUGGUUGUACGAUGACGGAUACGACGCAGAAACCGAGAAGUACAAUGAAAAGCUCGAUGUUCUUAAAGAGAAAACGCAUCCGAUAUUCUACAAACACUGGGAGCACAGAGAAAGACCUGAUGCCAUCGCUGCUAUCAAAAACAUGUUGAACAGCUCCAACGAAUUCCUCAAAAUGGCCAAGAAUUUCACCAAAGAGGCUAACCCUGAAAAAGACAUAUACACCGACGUAGAGAUUGAAGUGUUAGAAAAGAAAAUUGCUGAAACCCAAAACUGGUUGAAGAAAUCUAUCAAAGAACAAGACGCUUUGAAGAAGAAUGAAGAGAUUAAGCUAACAAUCGAUAGCAUAAGAGAAAAAAUGGCGAGCCUCGAUAGGGAGGUGAAAUACUUAGUGAAUAAGAUGAAGAUAUGGCGACCUAAGAAACCUGCGAAGAAGGAAUCUGAGAAUAAAACUGAAACGGUGAUUGAUCCUGAGGAUGAUAAAAAGUCCGGUAACUCUGAGACUCAGGAAGAAAAACCCGCUGAUGAAACACCAGAGCAAAUAGAAGACGGUGAGAAAGAAUUUGUUGAGAACACUACCGAGGAGCCAUUACAGUUAGGAGGCGGUGAUAACGACGAACAUUCCGAAUUAUAAUAGUGAUGUGGGGUAACUAAUUUAAUUUUUUAGUCUAAUUUAUUUUAUAACUUUAUUGUGAAUGGCGUGUUUGCUUUUCGCACUUAAAGUAUAUUUUAGGGAAGUUUCAAUUGAAGACCUCGCCAUAAGAACUGAGCGAGGAAGCGAAUAUGAAGAUCACAAUAUAAAGUGUUUACUUCAAUGGAUUAGAAGUAUUCACUCGAUUGGUGGAAGGGAACAGCUCAUGAAAGACUGUCGGAGUGUUUAUUUACUUAUAACUUAAGGUAUAAGUUUCAAAUUUAUUUUUGUAAAUAUUAUUUCGCGGCACAAACCUGUCAGUAGUGAAUGUUAAGACAGACAUCGUUUAUCGCAGCAGCGUGUUUUAUAAUCACAAUAUAUAUAUAUCUAGUAUACGUAUAAUACAGGGGUUCCCAAAGUGUGUAGAAAGUAAAGAGGGGCGCCCUGAGUUCUAUCAUUCAUUCAUGCAUUCAUCAUCGGAAACCACAAAUAUUCGUAGGUAUCUAUCUGAGCGCUCGCAUCGGUAAAUAAUACAGCGUCGUGUCACUCUUUUUCGACCGUGACUUUAAAUUUACAACGACGGUAGGUACCUACCAAGUUCGCGCGCGUUUUCCUAUCUUCCUCGAAGUAACCUAACAACUUGUGCCGUUACAAAAUACUAAACUUGUAACUGCUUCGCAGGUUGAAAAAGAUUGGGAACCCCUGUUAUAGAAGCUUAAAUGGUGCGGAAAGCGAACGAGUCAAUGGAAAUGCUUAAAAUCUCAACCCUAAGCCGUCUUGUCCUUAUUCCAUGUAUUGUUGGUUAUGUUUGGUUAAGUUUUAUAUCCAAGUUGUGUUUAAAAGCGACUCUCUACCACUUAUAAUUUCGCAGUGCCCCCAAAACCGUACCGAGUAAUGUGAACGUAUUUAUCGUAACUUAUGUAUUGUGAUAUAUAAUGGCUAUAAGUUAGGGUACUCUUCGUGCUAUCAACUGAUAGGCCGGGGUAUGUCUAUGCGUCAAAUGUAAAGAAUAACCUUUUAUUGCAUGUGAAUUGUAUGUAUAUGUACUGCCUUAUAAGCAAAUGUAAUAGUUAUGUUCUUACUUCCAGUAAGAUGGUUUUUUUUUCGAAAAUAGAAUAAUAAUUGAGUUAUUGUAGUAUAAGACUUUCAAUGCAAUCUUCCGUUGCCAAAUCUUUCAUCAUCUUCCACGUAAAGGUUGUUCUUCACAAGUUUAUAGCAUGAAGGAAACCCGCAACGACUUAAUGUUACGUCUGAAGUGAGAUUGUUCAAUACCCAGUCGCAAAAAAUAAAUUAUACAAUGAAUGAACAGAA
This is a messenger RNA of Pectinophora gossypiella (pink bollworm), 4212 nucleotides long. It is a transcript of the gene Grp170, whose product is annotated as hypoxia up-regulated protein 1. Lineage: Eukaryota; Metazoa; Arthropoda; Insecta; Lepidoptera; Gelechiidae. Gene Ontology annotation, cellular component: endoplasmic reticulum chaperone complex. The record is from RefSeq and is a predicted model, not a curated record. The coding region runs from base 145 to 2904 and encodes 919 amino acids. The transcript is spliced from 9 exons. Gene Ontology annotation, molecular function: ATP-dependent protein folding chaperone; ATP binding. Gene Ontology annotation, biological process: cellular response to hypoxia; negative regulation of hypoxia-induced intrinsic apoptotic signaling pathway; endoplasmic reticulum unfolded protein response.